Messenger RNA from Momordica charantia (bitter melon), 522 nucleotides. RefSeq lists its product as uncharacterized. The record is from RefSeq and is a predicted model, not a curated record. NCBI's taxonomy places the organism in Eukaryota, Viridiplantae, Streptophyta, Magnoliopsida, Cucurbitales, Cucurbitaceae.
AUGGACAUUGUAUUUAACGGCCCAUUGAUCCAUCACCUGUUGUUGAAGGAGGUUGAGGAGCCUAGGGAGGAUGUCAUUAGCUUUGAUCUACUUAGGAAAAGGGUGUCUUGCGGUAAGCGAGAGUUUGAUCUAAUCACUGAGCUUAGGCAUAAAAUGCAUAGAGUAGAUAACGAUAUUCCCAGCCGAAGACUUAGAGCACGUUAUUUUAAGGACAGUGUGAGGGUUAAGUGUAACGAGCUGGAGAAGAUUUUUAUGGAGCAAGGUUUUGACAACGACAAGGAUGUUGUCAAGGUUGCCAUAGUCUACUUCAUAGAACUUGCCAUGACGGGUAAGGAGAGAAAGCAGACAAUUUGGAGCGUGAAGAACGCUCUAAAGGAUAAACUACCGAUGUACCAACAAAAGACGAUAGACGACCCCACACACGUUGAGACUUACAGUCUCUAUGGGUUCCCGUACGCGAUUCAGGUGUGGGCAUAUAAGACUACCUCGACGUUGAGUGCGAGUAGCAACGAGGUUGAGUGA